AUGGAGAGGUUAGAUGAGCACGUUGGUGACGGUCCGUCCAGGACGGGUGCACAGAUGAGCUCUGAUUCUGCACACAGUAAGAGCACAUGGGAGAAUCCCCCCUGUGAGACCCCGGGCACGAACAGGAGCAUCACCAGAGGCAGUCACCGCUUCGGCUCACUGAGUCAUCAUUCAUUCUUCUCCAGACACAAUCCUCAUCCACACAGAGUCAGACAUAUAGAAGGUCUGAAUGGCAAGCCGGUGUGUAUGGUAAAUGAUGACUGGUACGGCUACACCCCUCUCUAUCCACAUCCACUCAUCAAAAGUCAGAUACCUGUGAGCCGUUCCUCAGAGUUCCUCACACCUAACAUGAGCUCAGAUAGCUCUGGACAACGUGCGGUGUUUCUCUCUGAGAGCUGGCGUGAGGAACUGAAAGAUUUGGCCACUAAAGUUCAUCUCACUUCUGAGACCCACAAUGACAAGAGAGAGAAACUGAUAGAAGAGGAGAUUCCUCGCAGGAAGACGCAGUAUUCCGCUCAGUCCGGGCGCAUUAUUCCAUCUACAUCCUGGGGAAAGAAACGCAACAGCAGGACAUCACACAAACGUCUGGGAACACAGCGGCAACAGAUGAAUCCUCUCGAAGGAACUGAGCUCAGGGUGCUGGAGCUGUUAUGUCAGAUUUUGCAGACUGAUUCUCUCUCUAUGGUUCAGCAGUGGCUUUUGUUGGCUGAUGAAAGAGAGAAAGAACUAGUUCAGGGUUUACUCCAACAAGCCAUGGUCAACAGCAGCGCUGCGAUCCAACAAACAUCUGGAUCAGAUUUUCUGCCUUUAACAUCUGAUGAUGUGUCUCGCAGUUCAUCUGUCAGUCAACGUCCAAGAAAGACCAGCUUAAAUCCCGGAGAGAUGUCACAGGACAAACCCGAACGCAUCGGUGAAGCAGAAGUUCUCACGAUUCGUCCAGAGAGCACACAACCUCACUCAUGAAUUGUUAUGUUUUACUCAACAAUUGAUACAUUUGUUGUUUUAGCAUUUGUAUAUCUUAAUCAUGCAUAUAGAUGUAGUUCAAUAUUAAUUUCUCAUUUCUUACAAAUAAAGCAUAAAAACGCU
Paramisgurnus dabryanus is the source of this 1086-nucleotide messenger RNA. The record is from RefSeq and is a predicted model, not a curated record. NCBI's taxonomy places the organism in Eukaryota, Metazoa, Chordata, Actinopteri, Cypriniformes, Cobitidae.